Molecule: messenger RNA, 1853 nt
Organism: Penaeus monodon (black tiger shrimp)
Lineage: Eukaryota; Metazoa; Arthropoda; Malacostraca; Decapoda; Penaeidae
Product: cleft lip and palate transmembrane protein 1 homolog
Cellular component (GO): membrane; endomembrane system
Source: RefSeq, a predicted model, not a curated record
CGAGGUGCGAACGCGGCGGCGAGGCUGGCCGGCCGACGUGUCUCGGUCUCUGUGCGUAAGCGACCCGCAGCCCGAGCAGACGACGCCUUCCUCCGCCUGACGAGAUGACUGAAAAUUCCCAACCUGCCAGCGAUCGGGGGGAGCUAGUGGCUGCAGGCGAAGGCGAGGGCGAAGGUGACCAGCAAGUGGCAUCGGAAUCAGAUGCUGCAGCUGCACAAAAUGGCCAGCAGGCUCGCCAGCCCACGGCAGGGGAGUCGUUCAUGUCAAUCACCAAAUCUCUCAUCAUCAGAGCCAUAAUCAUCUACUUCAUCACGUCAUUCUUCAGACGGCCACAACAGCCAACUGGUCCGCAGGGAGGCCCUGAGGGACAGCAAGUCACACGCGCUCGCACACCAGCCCUAAAUCUCUUCCAAGAUGGUGAUAAUCUGGACUUAUAUGUGUAUAUAUCCGAAUUAGAAACAUUCUCAGACUUUGAUGAUCCAGAAUCUUUAGUGUGGGUAAAAGAAGAUAUAGUUUAUGGAGACUGGACUUCGGGGCCAGACAGUGACGGCACUUUUUAUCAUUCUCUUAAAAUCCCCACCACAGAGAAUAUACGAAACAAUGGGUCAUUAUUCGUCCAUGUAUAUUUUGUAAAAAGUGGCUUUUCUCCGAAUCCAGAAGCUGGAGAAGGCCUUUACAAUAGGAAAUACACAACAUACAAUUCUCAAAGACUUAACAAAUAUAAGCGUCGCCGAUACAGGAAAACUAGUAACUUGAUCACUGGAGAAACUGAAUUAUCAGAAGAGGAGGUUAUGAAAGCUGAGACCAUGAAAGAAGAAAUUAUUUCACACUGGCAUCCAAAUAUAACUGUCAACAUUGUGCAUGACUUCACACAAUGGACCCAAGGUGCUGUACCCCCUCCUCUCGAUGAAUAUGUACAGUUCACACCUGCUGCAGAUAGAUAUAAGCCUAUCACAUUCCUGAACACCUACUGGAACCUGGUGAGAGAUUACCGACCCAUCAACACCACCACGGAGAUCCUGGACCUGACCGUCACUUUCCAGCCUCUCUCACUGUUCAAGUGGCAGCUCUAUGCAGCCCAAGCCAUGAAGAGCAGAUGGCCUGGCACAGCUAUGUUGGAGGGCCUUGGUGGGGAAGAGGAUGACGAAGACCAAGAUACCAUCAAGGAAGCCUUUUUGGAAACCUCUCCAUACCUGCUGGCUCUCACAAUGGCCGUUUCACUCUUGCACUCCGUAUUUGAGUUCCUCGCCUUCAAGAAUGAUAUUCAGUUUUGGAACAAUCGUCAGAGUCUUGAAGGCUUGUCAGUUCGCUCUGUGUUCUUCAACGUGUUCCAGUCUGUUGUGGUCCUCCUGUAUGUGCUUGAUAACGAGACCAAUUUUGUUAUUAAGGUCUCGUGCUUCGUAGGGCUUGGCAUUGAGCUCUGGAAGAUCACAAAGGUAACGAAUGUCUCUGUUAAUAGGGAGAAACGGAUUAUGGGCAUCCCUACAUUGAAAUUCACAGACAAGGGAACAUACGUGAACUCGAAUACAAAGGCCUAUGAUGAAAUGGCCUACAGAUAUCUGUCAGUAGUGCUCUUCCCUCUGUUGAGCUACUGUGUUUAUUCUCUCAUCUACCAAGAGCAUAAAGGAUGGUAUUCCUUUGUUCUGUCAAUGCUUUAUGGCUUCCUCCUAACCUUUGGUUUCAUCAUGAUGACUCCACAACUGUUCAUCAACUACAAGUUGAAGUCUGUAGCUCACCUGCCAUGGAGGAUGCUCACAUACAAGGCUCUCAACACUUCAUCGACGACAUUUUUUUGCAUUUGUUUAUUAAGAUGCCCACCAUGUAUAGGUUGGGCUGCCUUAGAGAUGAUGUGA